AAGGCAAAAAGCAGACACGGGCUAUAAGAUGCGCAUCAAUUCUCCGCGCCUUUCAGAAGGAAAUCCUCAAUCGCCUCCUAAACGAAAAACCCUAACUGUUCGAAUUUCCUCUCUUGAUUCCUUCAAAACCUUUCCUCUUUUGCGCCGCUCAAAUCCCCAAUAAUAAUUGUCAUUGAUUUAUAUUUAGCUCUCCAAACCCUAAUUCCUCCCUCCCUCUCUCUGAAUUUCGGCUUUAGAUCGCCUUCUCUAUCUCCGCCUAGCACAGAUCUAUUGGUUCUCUUCUACUUCAGGUCUACUCACCAGUUUUAUCUUAGAAGAUUGUGCUUUUGCUACAUUUUCAAUGGCUACUUCUGUGGAUAUGUCUCUUGAUGACAUAAUAAAAAGGAAUCGUGAGAGAGGUAGAGGGCGUGGCAGGCCCCGACGCGGCCGUGGCCCAGGUGGGCCUCCCAAUGGUGGAAGGAUGGCAGGAGCAAUUCGUAAAGGUCCUCUUUCUGUGAAUGCUCGGCCAUCACAAUACACAAUUGCCAAGGCAAGCUCAAAACUGUGGAUGUUAUAUGCAUGUGACUGAGUACCUGAUAUGCUUAAGAAAUCCAACUGCAAGAGGAUCUCUAAUUAUGAUAAUAUCAAAAUACAGUGGAUUUGUUGUGUAAUUUAGUUCUCAUUCAUGGAGAAGCUCAUUCUGGCCUCAGCCAACAAAGCAUUGUUGCACAUUGCAAUUUUAUCAUUAUCCUCGGGGAUUGUCUAGUACUUGUGGGUUAUAUUCAACAUGUAUUGGGGAUUUAUCGCAGAUCUGAUCUCACAAAAUCGCGCAGAAGGUUUUGUUGGGGUCUGCAUUAGUUGUUAUUGCUAAUUAUUACCAUUGCUUACCAAGGGGCUUCAUUAGUUGAUUAUUCUGGAGUGGAUCUCUCACCACCAGUAGCAUAACACCAGUUCACUAUUAGACUCCCAUGUAAUCCGUGUUAUAUAGCUGUAGUUUUGAUGUACGUCUUAUUUAGACGGGGAGUUGGUGAUGGAUCCUCUUGCUCCGUGGAAUUCUUCGACACGAGAUCCCAGUUCCUCUCCUAGUUCAUGGUGUUUUUGCAAAGGAGCUUCCUUCGCUUAACUUCAGAACAGGAGUUCUCACACAUAUCUAACACCAGUUCACAUAUGCAGUGUUUUGCUGAGAUUGAUGUUGAAGAAUGGUGAUCUUGUUAUUGUUCAUAAGUUGACAUGUUCUAUUUGCUUUCAUCAGCCUCCACGCAGAAUCAGGAGUUUACCUUGGCAGUAUGAUUUGCUUGAAGAUAGCAUUAGAGCUGCAGGGAUAACUGGAGCAGAAGGUGGUGCCAAGUUAUAUGUUUCAAAUUUGGAUUAUGGAGUGUCCAAUGAAGAUAUAAGGGAGCUCUUCUCUGAGAUUGGAGGUCUGAAAAGAUAUGCUGUUCACUAUGACAAAAAUGGUCGCCCUAGUGGUUCUGCUGAAGUAGUGUACACAAGAAGAAGUGAUGCCUUUGCAGCUUUCAAGAAGUAUAACAAUGUACUGUUAGAUGGAAAACCCAUGAAGAUUGAAAUCAUGGGUACCUCUGCAGAAAUGCCUUUCUCAGCUAGAGUCAAUGUAACUGGAAUAAAUGGAAGGAGGAAGAGGACAGUUGUUAUGACGCCUGGACCAGGUCGCACGAGAGGCACUGCUCCUCCAACUAACCAUGGUUCUAGUCAGAACCGUCGUGGGGCUUUGAGAAGUGGUAGAGGUCGUGGGCGUGGGAGCGGGCGUGGCCGAGGCCGGGGUAGGAAGCAACCUUUUUUGAAGUCAGCAGAUGAGCUUGACAAAGAAUUGGAGAACUAUCAUGCUGACGCCACGCAAACUUAGUGGAAGCUCUGCGAAGUUAAAACACUUUAGAAUCAGCCAUAUAAGUAGGUCCUGAUGGUGGUCACUUGUCUCUGUUUUGGUUAAUGCUUUUAACUUCACUACUUCAGAAUUCAGAUCUGCAAGCUUUAUUGUAAAUGAAGUUGAUGAGUAGUUUUCGGA
Manihot esculenta (cassava) is the source of this 1999-nucleotide messenger RNA. RefSeq names its product THO complex subunit 4D. Gene Ontology annotation, molecular function: mRNA binding. Bases 1169 to 1840 code for a protein of 223 amino acids. Gene Ontology annotation, cellular component: nucleus. Gene Ontology annotation, biological process: mRNA export from nucleus. Lineage: Eukaryota; Viridiplantae; Streptophyta; Magnoliopsida; Malpighiales; Euphorbiaceae. The transcript has 7 exons. The record is from RefSeq and is a predicted model, not a curated record.